Messenger RNA from Elaeis guineensis (African oil palm), 2536 nucleotides. Its product is annotated as inactive poly [ADP-ribose] polymerase RCD1. The record is from RefSeq and is a predicted model, not a curated record. Gene Ontology annotation, molecular function: NAD+ poly-ADP-ribosyltransferase activity. NCBI's taxonomy places the organism in Eukaryota, Viridiplantae, Streptophyta, Magnoliopsida, Arecales, Arecaceae.
GCAAGAAAGAGGGCUACCGCCGACCGUCCGCUAUUUCUACCCGCCUCUCUCUCGCCGUCAUCUCUUCGCUCCUCUUCUCGUUCUCGGAAAUCGAGGGUCCGAAGCCCGGCCCGACCUUUGAGAAUCGAGAGAGAGAUAGAGCCCUUCUUCGCAGAGAUGAAGUAUUUAACAAUCGCUAACGGCCAAAGAUUAUAGGUGGAAAUGCUGUGAUCCCGCCCAUCAGGAUGAUGGCUAUGUGGAUGAUGGUGACUCUAUCAGAGUCACCCUGCUUACUGUCAUCUCUGGCAUGAGCUUUACCUGGAUAUACCCUUUUGGGAAGUUGUAAAUUACUGCAAAUAAGCAGGCUUGGUGGAAGCAAGUCUGUUGCAUAGAAUUAACCAGUCGUUACUGUUCACUUUUGUUAAAAAAAUGGAAGUGAGGAGCGAAAAGGUGUUGGGUAAAAGCGGAAGAAUUUUAGGCAAUAAAAAGAGGAAGCGAGAUUCUGCUGCACAUUUAACUGAUUGUGGCGAUGUUUUGGUAUCGCAUCAGCCUGUUGCAGAUCAAUACCCUGUCAGAUGCCAUGAUGCGAGGGAAUGCAAAUUGGGCUUCAGCUGUUAUUCGGAAACACAUAUUGUUAAAAACUAUCGCAACUUUUUGAGGAGUGGAUUGCCACAGCGAGUGCUGUCUUACCAGGAUGGUGAAUGGAAAGAUUUUCCUGAGAAUAUCAUCAGUCUGGUCCGUGAAGAUUUUCAAUUAAAGAAGUCAAUUAUCGAAGCUAUGUUUCAGAACCAGCAAUUGUUGUUAGACUUUGUCCAUAUGGUUUGUGUAGACUUGAAAACAGGCCUGCAGAAGCCUAUUGCUUGGAUUGAUGAACAUGAUAAAUGCUUUUUUCCAGAAUUGCAUCCUGAAUUUUAUGCAUCAAAUGGAUGUCAUCAUUCUAGCAAAGGGAAACAUGUUCAUAUGAGUUGUGAGCCAAAUGGAACACGUGAUCUCAAUGCGCAUAUUGAGAUUGCUGUGAGUGCUGCUGAAAGCUCAAAUUCAGGACCUGAUGAUGAGGUAAUGUCUAAUGUCAAGAGGGUUAAGACUGAAACAAUUUUUGCCAGUAACCAGAAUAUGUAUGCCGAGGUCAAUGAAACAGUCGGAGAAAAUGAGCCAUGUUCUUUUGUCCCUCCAAAGGUCUCUGGUCUUGGAACUUCGCACGGAAAGUUGAUUAAACCUGUUGGUGCUCCUUGUGUCAACAAUGCUGUGCAAGAUAUGUUACUCCAGGGUUUGGGUCCCUUUAUCGAUGCAAAGGACAUUCUUGGUAUCUUCAGAACCCCUUUGAAAGAUAACUUGGGGCAGAUCCGCUUUAAUCUUUUUCAAAAGCAGGUUGACAUAACUAAGAAUAUCCGUGGCAAUGCAAAUGUCCGUUAUGCCUGGCUUUCUACUUCUAGGGAUGCUGUGGAAGAUAUUAUGUUGCAGGGGAUUAUGAGGAUAAAGAAGCCUGUGCAUGGACCUGUGUAUGGCAUUGGCACUCAUCUUGCACCAGCGAAUUGCUCCAAUAUCUGUGCUAGUUAUUCUGAUGUCGACGAAAAUGAUGUUGUCCAUAUGAUGUUAUGCCGUGUAAUAAUGGGAAAUGUGGAAGUCAUCCACCGCGGAUCAAAACAGUAUCAGCCCAGUAAUGAGAAGUUUGAUAGUGGUGUGGACGAUCUUCAAAAGCCAAAGCAUUAUGUUAUAUGGGAUAUGCACGUGAAUACUCACAUCUAUCCAGAAUAUAUUGUGGCUUUUAAAGUGUCUUCCACAGCCAGAGAAUAUUUGAUCGGUAAAGAAAGUAUAUCUAAUGCAUCUGCAAUCACAAAUUCAAGUCCACCUCAGAGCCUAUCGCAGGAUCAGGAUAGGAACCCUCAACCACCUCCAGCUUUGGUAAAUCAACCGCAAGCACCAGUGUUUGGUAGAGCUCCAAGAACUCCCACAUCACCCUGGAUGCCCUUCUCAAUGUUGUUUGCUGCAAUUUCGACCAAAGUGUCUCCGCAAGACAUGGACUUGGUUAAUACUCACUAUGAAGAAUUCAAGAAAAGAAAGAUAAGCAGGAUUGACUUGAUUAAAAAGUUGAGGCAGAUAAUCGGUGACAAACUGUUGAUAUCAACAAUAAUGAGACUUCAGCACAAGUACCGUGGGAAGAAAGAUAUCACAAGAAGCUGUCGGACUUGAGGCUCUUAUGGUGGAACAAAGGUAAAAAGGGGAUGAUCUCUGACAGUGAGAUGGGCAUGAUCUCUUGGAAUGCUGCCGGACUUGAGGCUGUCAUUGCCAUGCAAGGAGAUAAGGGUACAAUCUCUAGCAAUGAGACAAGCACGAUCUGUGGAACAUCACUUGACUUGGUGCUUUCAUGGUGGAAGCGAGGAGAUAGGACGGCAACCCUUAUCUUCUGCACUUUCUUUUUGCCAGUUGUGUAUCCAGCUUGUUUUUCUAAACGCAGGAGGAUAUGCCUGAUUGAGCGGAGAAACCGGCAUCUGUGGUUACAUGUUUGUCAUUUUGUACUUCUUGUGCUGCUAUUAUUGAUCGUUACUUUUAAAAAAAA